Molecule: messenger RNA, 3669 nt
Organism: Ramularia collo-cygni
Lineage: Eukaryota; Fungi; Ascomycota; Dothideomycetes; Mycosphaerellales; Mycosphaerellaceae
Exons: 1
Coding region: 1-3669 (1222 amino acids)
Cellular component (GO): nucleus
Molecular function (GO): histone deacetylase activity
Source: RefSeq, a predicted model, not a curated record
AUGGAGAUGAAUGGGCUCAUCGUCCCGACGGAGGAGACGCGCCCACCGCGCAUCGACACGACCGACCUGGCGCCUUCAACAGAUCCUACAUCCUCAUCCUCAAUUGCGACAACUUCUCGCUCGCACAGUCCGAUAUCGUCGGCGCCACCAACACCCAGACCUCGGACAUCGCUCUCACGACAAUCUUCACAGCAUGCCAACUCGCCUGUCAUCAACGGCAAAAAUUCGCCUCGACCUCAACAACACUCCCCCUUUCGACGUCCAUCAAGCUCCGCCAGCAUGAAUCUGGCACCUGCCUCGCCGAGACUGUCCAAGAGGGGUUCGCGGUCAUCGCUCGGCGGUGCGCAGAGGGAGGAGAAYGACAAACGGCCGACGCCCAAGCGAUCCAUCUCCAACGUCAUAUCUGGCCUUAGAGACGCGCAGACAAACAUGGAGUCCAUUGAGGAGCCUAUCCCUCUCACUGCCGCUCAGAUUGCCACGGAACACUUCACAAGGGAGCUGCUGAGCCACUCGCAGUCUGGUUCCGAGGCUGAAACCGUCGUCAUCCUGCAUGAUGCUUGCUACGGACAUCGCUGGUCACGUCUCAAGACCAGCAAGUCGUCCUUGUCAAUGAUUGUAGAGAGGCCGGAGCGAAUACACGCCAGCGUACUGGGAGCCUCAACCGCAUAUGUUCGUCUUGGAGCCCAUCACUCGGGUGCACAGCAUGCGCCACAUCCUGAUCGACAAGAGGUUUCGAAACCACCUUUUCAGAUUCGGCGCUCUGCGCGAUCGAUGCCUAUCACGUCUUCGUACGUUACGAAUGUACACGGGACUGCAUGGAUGACGGAGUUGCAGCGAAUGUGUAAUGCAGCGGGCGGGAGACUGGCAGCGGGCGAAAGGGAACUAGAUCGACGGCCAGCGCCGGGAGAGACUGAGGCGCCAACACUGCAUCCGGGUGACUUGUACCUCGCUACGGGAUCGUUGGAGGCAUUUCAGGGUGCUCUUGGAGGGGUCGCCGAUGCCGUAGAUUCAAUAUUCACCACAGAAUCAAACACGAAACGUGCCUUCGUCGCAGUCCGACCACCCGGCCACCACUGCUCGGCGGAUGUCCCGAGUGGCUUCUGCUGGCUAAACAACGUUCAUGUCGGUAUCGAGUAUGCCGCUCAGGCAUAUGGGUUGACACAUGCGGCCAUUCUGGAUUUUGAUCUGCAUCAUGGAGAUGGUAGCCAGGCCAUCACCUGGGAGCGAAACAGCGCCAAUAAUGUUAAACGACUUAAUGGGAAAAACAACAAGCAGAAACUCGGCCCUGAUAUUGGAUACUACAGCAUUCACGACAUCAACAGCUAUCCUUGUGAAAUGGGCGAUGACGACAAGGUGCAGGCAGCGAGUCUGUGUGUUGAGAAUGCACAUGGGCAAUCUAUUUGGAACGUGCAUCUACAGCCGUGGRAGACGGAGGAAGACUUCUGGCGGCUCUACGAGGAGAGAUAUCGAGUUCUGCUCGACAAGGCCAGCAUCUUCCUACAGCACCACGCUGAGCGCAUCAAAUCGGAAGGCAAGMUCAAGCCCAAAGCUGCCAUAUUCAUCUCUGCAGGAUUUGAUGCUAGCGAGUGGGAGGGUUCGGGUAUGCAGAGGCACAAAGUCUACGUUCCAACCGACUUCUAUGCACGAUUUACGCAGGACGUGGUCAAACUGGCAGAGGAAAUCGAAGGAUGUGAAGGUCGGGUCAUCAGUGUGUUGGAAGGCGGUUACAGCGAUCGAGCUCUGUGCAGCGGUGUUUUGAGUCACCUUUCUGGACUCUGCGCCGCCCCUCUCACCCCUUUGACAAAAGGCGUUGAAGCGCUCAUGGAUUUGAGUUCGCAGAUGACGGGAUUGUCAAUCAAUGGGCUUGGUUUGACGCAACAACUGCGCUAUGACAAGUCAUGGUGGUCUGCCGAGAACUUGACUGCCUUGGAAAUGAAAGUCAAUCCGCCUCCACCUCCGCAAGCAAAAAAGGUCCGAACUGGCCCUCAGCCAACAUAUGCCACCCCGACAGAAUCUUUCGCUUACAAGGUCGUUGACACGAACAAGUUUGCUCGCUCCAUUGCCGGGACUAUGAGGGACGCUCCAAUACCCACACGCGGACCAACACCUCCCCCACCGGAGGUUGACUGGGUCGUUGCCACUCAAGAGCUCUCCAAAUUGUUGAUUCCUUCGGAGAGGCAGACCAAGAGCUUCACCGCAGAGGAACUCGGAGGUGUACGGGUGAAGAAGGAACCGGCAGCUCCAACACAAACUUCCGGCGAUGCCACCCAACCUAGACAGCUGCGAGAUCGUAAAGCCAAAGGUCCCGUGCAGUCCGACAGCACUAGCGACGAUCUGGAAAGUGUUCUUUCUGCAAGCCGCGCCGAAAACAAGGCGAACAGACGCGAGACGAUCACAGUCUUGCCAUCCGCAACUCCAGUACCGCAGAGGAGAGCAAGCCGGCGUCUUAGCGAUGGCAGCGCGUUGGAUAUCUCGAGUAAUGCGAUCGAUGCAGAUGCGCCUCCAAUGCCGAUACUUCCCUCUGAGUUCACGAACGCCUCGCAUGGCGGUAUGAAGCCACCGCCUGUGCCUGCCGCUGGCUCACAGAUCAACAACAAGAAGCUUCGAGCUCCGAGCAAGCCAAGAAAAGCGGGCUCCAGUGCACCGACCUCCCCCAGAUCAAGUACGAGCUCUUCAGUUGUCCCUCCACGCCCAGUCAGUCGCGCUGGGAAUGCGACUGUCGCUGCGACGCCUACCACAGCGUCGGACGGAAUCGAUAGCAUCACGGCUGGCAUGAAGAAGACUAGUCUGACGCUCAAAAACAGCGCCACCAAGGAGGAGCACGAUGCGAAGCAAAAGGCCAAGCUGGACGCGGAUCGGAGAGCACGAGCACUAAAAGCCGCUGAGACCCGGAGGAUCAAUACUGCGGCAAAGAAAGUAGCGGCAGAGGGUGCAGCGCGAGCUUCAAAUUCUGGGCCGAAUCCCAGUGCAGGGAGUGCAGACAUCAAAUCCGUUGUGAGAAGUGGUCUCCCGGUGCCCAAGCCAGCCGGCGGGGCUAUCAAUCAGUUCCCAGCAAAGAAAGAAGAUGUGGAGCCGGCUAAGGGACUUCACCUUUCACAGCCUACUACGGAUUUCACGCCUGGAGACUACGCUAUGCAUGCGAACGGCGCGAGUCUUGUGCGAGAUGUUGCUCAAGAAGAGACACCGAUUAUGCCGCCGCCUGCGAAGCUUACCCCUGGUCAUGCACCAUCGGCAUCCAACCAACCCCUGUUCCUGCAUCAACAAGCACAUACAUUGCCUGAUCCCACCACAAUAGACACAGAGAUGUCAGAGAACACAGCACCUUCCAUGGUAUCCAACAUUGCAGGGUUCAGUACAGCGCCUCCACCUCCUCAAAUGCCCGUCGUCCAGCAGAUUCCAGAACACCAGUUUUCGGCUCAGGCGCCACCACAACCCAUGUCGAGCAAUCCUAUCUACAUGCCUCCUCUACCGACCAUGCCGACCAACGCGGGGUAUAUGCCUCCACCCUCCAUCAUCCCGCCCACGCCUCCCCAAUCAUCCAGCAACAACGGCCGUACUUUGCCCGUCUUUAGCAGCACAGGACCUAUUCCCUUUGGCACAGCGCCGCCGAAGAAGCCAGAAGAAGAGGGUAGUAGUAUAUGGGAUAUCCCGGAUACUCCUGCGAGAUGA